Molecule: messenger RNA, 5675 nt
Organism: Onychostoma macrolepis
Lineage: Eukaryota; Metazoa; Chordata; Actinopteri; Cypriniformes; Cyprinidae
Gene: ccdc18
Product: coiled-coil domain containing 18
Source: RefSeq, a predicted model, not a curated record
CGUCAGUAUGACGUCACGACUGUUGAGGACGGUUUGUGUCUCAGCCAAUCAACUGAAGCGACGACGGCAGCGCGUUUUGUUUAGAUCUCAGUGCAGUGAAUGCUAGGCUAAAUCUACUGGAAAUAAGGCGUUUUCUGCACAAAACUGCUGUUUUGAACAUGCUGAUGAGCAGGUAUUCACUAGUAUAGAAAUAUAUCGUCAAUUAACCCACCGAAAAGCAGCGGAGAGCUGAAAAAUGGUGAUAGAGUUGCCGUUUGUUCCUUGACAACCUGUUGAAUACAUGAAAUGAAGCCAAAUCACUUGAGGGCUCUUCAUAACAGUCACCAAUGUUCAAAGACAACAGGGGGUUAGUAGAGGAUGUUUUUUCCUUGAGAAAUCAGCUGCGAUUAACCGAGAAAAACCUGCAGUCACUGGGGGAACAAUUGAGUCAAUCAGGAAAUGACAUCACUGGUGAAGAUAAUAACAGAAGUGCUGUGGACGGAUUCCCAGGUCGUCUUACUUUAGAGGACCUUCAGAAUCCUGAUCCUGGACAACCAAGAGGAGCAUAUUCACACCCUGAGCAGAGGGUGUGUGCAUGUGACUGCAGGUCAGACAGAGACAUGGAGACAGAGAUGUCUGUACUCAGGAGGAAGCUUAACACCAUCAGGCAGGAGAACACUUCUCUGGCGAUGGAGAACAGGCAGCUCAUCAGUGACAUAGAAGCUGCUCAGCUUGAGUUAGUCAGCUCAAAGUCCAAGGUCCGUCUGUUGGGAUCCACUUUGGGAGCCAGGACCUCCAGUGUGUCUCACAUGAAGGAGCAGAUUCUGGGUCUUGAGGCAGAACUGGAAACCCAAACCAAAGCUUUAGAGGCUGCAGAGCAGAAGUUGGAAGAAAGUGAACAGACAGUGAUGCAGAGUAACCGGCUGGUGGAGAAGCUCAGAGAUGAGCUGAGAGUUGUUAAAGCUGAGUUAGCUGAAAGAACACGUCUGGGAAAACGUGCUGAGCAGCAGAGAAACCAAGCACUUCGAAAUGCAGAGAAGCUCACAGUGACCUUUAAAGAAUACAAAGAGGACGUUUCUGAAAAACUCAGGAAGGUGUUGGAGAGUGAGGGCCAGCUGAAAGUCAGCCUGAUGGAGUGUGACAGGGAGAGAGAGGAGCUGGAGAGGAAGUGUGCUGAGCUGGAGAGAGAGAAGGAUGGUCUACGUCACAACAUCUGUGAGCUGAAGGAGGUUCAGAGCCGCUCUGAGUCUCUCUCCACUGAGCAUGUGCAGCUGCAGUCUCAGGUUCAGCAGCUCUCAGAUCAGCUGAAACGGCUGCAGAGGGAGCUAGCUGAGAAGGAGGCUCAGCUGCAGAUGGCAGGGCUGAGGAAAGAGAACGAGGACCUGCGGCUCCUCACGGCAUGUCAGGAGCAGAGGGUGGCUCAUGCCCACAGAGAGAAGGAACAGGACAGAGCCGAGCUGACCAGCCUAGAGGGCAUAUUGGACUUACUACAUCUGAGAGAGAAUCGGGAGGGUGUACUGUGUGUGAACCCUUGUUUGCUGCCCGACUUGUCUUACACAAGCACCACUGAAUCUCUCAAACACAAACCUGGUGAACGCUAUCAGAAACUGUUGGCGGUGCUUCAGAUGGUCGAGAGGGAGAAGACCCGGCACGCCAGUGCCGCACAGGGCCUACAAGAGAGACUGACUAGAGCCCAGGAGGAGAUCUCCUCGCUGCAGACCUCUAUCACAGAGAGAUCCUCUCACUACCAGCAGCUCCACAACCAGCUACUGGACAAGGCUACACAGGCCACCUCCUUAGAGAAAGAGCUAAAAAAGAAGAGUUUGCGUGUGACUGUCCUGGAGAAACAGCUGCAGGAGAAGAGUGCUGCUUAUUCACAGGCUGUAAUGAAGACCAGCCAGCUUGAACAAGACCUUCUGGAAAAGGCUAGCAGUAUUCAGCACUACCAAUCAGUCUUGAACAAGAAACAGAGGGAGUAUCAGCAGACUAUAGAGAAAGUCAAGACGACACAGUCACACAAAUGCAAAGAACUGGAGGAUAGAAUUGAGGUGCUACAGUUGUCUCUGGCUCAGAAACAGACUGAACUUGAGGAACUAGAACGAAAUGUGACUGAUCUUCACACAGAGAAGCAGCAGUCACAGCAGAGAGCUGCUCUUCUACAGGCUGUUGUAGAUAAGCUCACUGAGGAUUUUGAGGUAAAAUCUAAAUGCAGUGAAGAGGCACUUAGAAAUGUUGAAGAACAAGCUGCUGACUCUGCUUCAGUGGUUAGGAACCUGCAGACCGCACUGUCCUCCUGUAAAGAGGAUCUGAGUCAUUAUCUCCAGCAGAUGGAGGAUGUAAAGAAACAUCAUGAUAGACAACUGGAGCUGAAGAACAGUGAGCUGUCACAGCUGCAGGAAGAGCUGAAGGGGAAAUGUGUGGCUAAUCAGAGCUCCAGUGAGGAGAACCUGCAACUACAGCACUCUAUCCAGAACCAGCACACCAUGUUGCAGGAGAGCACGUUACGCAUCGCACAGCUGGAGGAGAGCCAGAGUCAGCUACAGACCCAGGUGUCCCAGUUGGAACAAGAUUUGGAGAAGGAGCGCACUGCCUUGUCUCAGGCUCUGAGGAGAAGGGAGAGAGAGGUGGAGGAGGCCACUCAGGAGGUGCAGAAGAAGGAGAGACAGGCUGCAGAGCUCUCCGGCUCCAUAACGCAGCUGAGUUCAGAGAUGAGUAAGUGUCGAGUGGAGCUGUCAGACAUGGAGCUGGAGCUGUUGCGUUUGAGGAGAGACAGCAACACGAAAGCCUCUCAGCUUAAUCAGAUGGAGGAGACACUCAAGGAGACCAAAGGCCUGCUGGAUAAGAAGAGUGAAAUUGUUAUGGACCUUGAAGAGAAGCUCCACCGCAGUGAGAUGGACAGGAGGAACUCACUGCAGCGGGCGCAGUUGCUGGAGGAACAGUUGCAGGAGGUGCGUGGAGAGCUUACGGAUACCCUGGACCACCUGCAGGAGCUCAGAGACUUGCUGCAGCGGACACAGCUGACGUCAGACCAACAACAAACAGCCAUCAAUAAAUUAGCUGCUGAGCUCAGAGAGAGUCAGAAGGAGCUGGAGGAGAGGAACCAUGAGGUGCUGGAUCUGGACAGUGCUCUGAAAGAUAGACAGGGGGAGCUACAGCAGAGAGCGCAGCUGUUGGGGCAGCUGGAUGUGGCCAUUAAAGAGCAUAAGCUGGAGAUGGAGAAGAAUGUGGAGUAUUUACAGGAAGCUCUGGUGAAAAGCCAGAAAGAGCUUAGAGAGAAGGACCAGCAGAUGCAGUUCUUGAUGGAGAGGCUGGAGAUGCUGAAGUCACAGAUUCAGGUUAAGGAGGACCUGGAGAGGGAUGCUCUUGAACAUGGCCAGCAGCUGCGUGUGUAUCGUGAGCAGCUCCAGAAGACGGUACAGGAGCUACAGGAAGCACAUACACGCUGUGAAUCUCUGGAUAGACAGAUAGAUGAAGUCACCCAGCAAGCACAUCAGAAGGAGAAAGAAGUUCAUCAGCUGCAAGAAGAGAUGUCUGUGAUGGAGAAGCACUCUACACAGGCUGAGGUCAGACUCCAGGCCACCAUUGCUACCCUGCAGCAGGAGCUUGAGCAGCAGAGAGAGGAGCACCACAAAGAGCUUUCAGCUCUCCAGCAGACGCGUGGGCAGCUGCUGAAGGUGUCGGAUCAGAUCUCCAGCAGCUUGCGUAACUCUCAGGAGCAGCUGAGCCAGCGGCUGCAACAGGCCCGAGACCAGCUUGAAGAGGCUAGAUCUACCUCUGCUCGCCUACACGCUGAGCUUCACAGCAAAGAACAGCUCCUACAGAAUGCUAAUGAGACCCUGCUUAUCAAGGAGUCAGAGAUCACCCGUCUUCAAGCCAAGCUCUCCAGCUUCGAAAGGGCCACAGAACUACACAACAUCACACUUCGUCACAAACCCAGCACUCCUCCCCCUCUCACUCCUCCUCUCAAAGACUCGAUUCUUCAUGGCUCCCCACCCCCCUCUCACAAAAACACUUCAGCGCGUUCCAGCAUCUCCUCCUGGCAGAACACCUUCUCUGACACCUCUGUGGAGCUUUCAGACAGUUUGAAAGCCAGUGUACAGGCUGCAAUGCUGCUGCCCCCCUCCCCAGACCAGACCUGGCAGGGUCUGAGCACCCAUGAGGCCACCUCCACUACAGACAUGUCCUUUAAUCCACUCACAUACAUGCUGGACCAAGAGCAACCAGAAGAACCUGAUCUAGACUCUCUAUCUGGUAUGCUGAGGUUUGUUAACCAGACUUUGGCCCUCCAAGAGCAACAAUCCCUCUGUGACACCAGCACCCACAAAACAGGAACAUAAUGAGGUGGCAGGAGAACCCAUCAACUAUUGAUAUUCCUGAAGUCUCUACAGAAUAAAUGCACAGAGGUCCAAAACCUGCUGAUUCAUUCACUUUUGCCCUGAGCUACUAUGAUUUUUGUACGAAGCCUAAAUGUUACAUUUAACCUCACUUCAGUUUUGAAUCAGUUUGGUAGAGCUGCUCGAGCUUGUCCAGUAGCAUGAUCAAACCUGUCCCAACUGAAUUUGAAAUGUCCUAUUCAGUCGUGUUUUUGUAUUUAGAUAUAUAUUUUAGUUUUACAUUUUAUAAUGCUAAUUUAUACAAUUUCUAAUGUGAAUGAUUGAUUGAUUCUUAAUAAAUCUUUAGAUAUUCAGAAACAUCUCUUUACUUUCAUGCUAAACUUUUUUUCGGAGUCAUCUUGUUUCAGUCUCACACCAAAGUACUCUAUAUAGCACGUUAACAGGUAGUGUGCCAUCGUUUAAAUGAACUAAGUUAACAUGUAUCACAACACAGCCUUUUAAUAAUAACUGUGUGUAUUUGCAUACGUUUGCACUCAUACGUGUGUUUACACAGGCCCAUUGUUUAAUGAUACAACAACCAGUGUGUGUCGUAUUUGCUGCUUAGAGAUGGACUGACAGGUCUAUUGUGUCUGUUUUUGUAACCAGUGAGCACUCCGAGAGUCCAGGUGUGUAAUUUAACAUAAUUUUAGGAGGAAGUCAAGAGCUUUAUUGCCAUUGUGCGGAUACAAUUAGAUUAAAUAAAGAUUAAACGAAGAACUUGCAACAACGAAAUCAGAUCUCCUCUGAAGAUGUUCCAAAUGUUAAGUAUAUGCAAAACCAUGGUAAAAAGUAUAAAAGAGAACACUAGCAAAGCAUCGCUGCUUUGUUUUCUCUCAUUAUGCUGAAGAAGAUGAUUUGCAUGCAUAAAAUAGGCUUUGGUUUGCAGUUAAGAGGAUGUGGUGAAAGAUUGGUGAUUUAUAGCAGCACGCUCACGCUAUGUACACGUACAGAGAGCUCUCUCAUCUGGAAACCCCUCAUACCUUAGUUCAUUUCUUUAAAUGUAUUGACUAAACGUAGCUAGUAAGAAGAUUAAAACAUUGUUUAAAACGUGUACUGUAAAUGCCUGUAUGAUUUGGAUGUAAAAGACAUGAAGGACAGAGUUGGUGCUUCUGUCUGCAUUAAAUGCUGAUCUUGUUGCGUGUGGCUAUGAGAGUUCUGCGGUGUUCAGGGCAGAAACCAUACUGUGUCAGUUUUUUCAAAGCAGGAACAUCGGGUUUUCUGGCACACGACUCUCGUGAAAAAGAACAGCGUGUAAUUGUAUUGAAUGUCUACUUGUAGUAUGCUUGAAAUCAUAUUAUUUAAAACCGUACCUGCAGAUAAUUU